CACUUCUCGAAGGUAGUCACCGUCGUCGUCGUUUCGCAGGUCGUCCGCAGCAUAGCCUACUACUCAUUGAUGAUGUGAGUCAACCAGUCAGUUCGGUCAGUUCGCAGUUAGUUUGUUAACGAACUUCGUGAAGCGUCAUUUUUCUCAAGUCUCCGGGAAAGUAUCGUGUCUCGUGCGGUUCCAGAUUGACGUUUUUCGGUGAUUUUUAUUGCGAAAGGUACAACCCAUUUGCACUCCGUUAUUGCCGGCCAGCAAUAGCAAAAACCGUCAUAAAUCGUUCCCACUCCCCAUCAUAGGAUCCGGUGGCAGCAAAUUGGCCAAUUUCCGCUACCGCAAAGCAAUCCGUCCUGGCGUUGAUGAGGCGCUGCUGGCUCCCGAUGGUGUAGUACCAUGUCAACGAUAGACGAACGCACCGCAUAUCUGGAGAAUCCCUACUUCAAAGGACACGUCUACGGCAACUUCAACCCGUUCUACGUCACCAUCGCCAUCUGCACGGUGCUGGGCGUGUUCAUCUUCGUGCUGAACAUCAUCUGCGGUUGCUGCUCGAAGCACAAGCAAUACUGGCAGGAUCGCCAUACCGGCAAUCGCUGGUUGGUAUCGAUUUGGGCCGCCACUCCCCACAAGCAGCCCCCACUGGACCUGACCGAGCUGAAGGACGUCCGAUCAUUCCAACCUGUCAAUCCCGACAUCGAACGCCCAGUAGAGUACACCGUGUCACAUCACCGCCCCCAACACCAACCUCAGCAUCAACAGUACGGACGAGGAGCCGGCUAUCGAGAGGAAUACGUCGAACUGCACGCCAAACGUGAAAGUGACAUCUAAUCAGUCAAUCCUUAUAUAAAAAAAAAGUACAAACCUCGAAUCAAAGAACCCAAAAAUGGCCUUCAUUGUCAUUUAUCCGGCCGUGGCCUUCCUGGCCAUGUUCAUCGUCAUCGUCAUCAUGCUGAUCCUCAGAUGUGGAGGUCGAUUGGGACUUCGCCAUACUGCGCUCCCGGAUGAUAACGAUCUACGGGAGCAUACGUACGAUCAAAAAGUUAGCUAUGCCUGAUUGAGUCGAGUGUUCAGUUCACACUCUUGCGCCAUCCCUUCCGCUUUUCCCCCUCCCAUAUAAUCAACGAUAAGAAUCUCUGACGGACAGCGGAGAAAUGCCAAAUGGGUGUUAGCAUCUUUUUAGUCAGUAGCAUAUACCUAAACCAAUUCGAUUUCCUCAUGUUGCUUUCUUUCUUCCUUACUUUCACGUCAAACUCAGAUAAACGACAUAAUCCUCAAGGGUUAAACCGGAAAUACCCACAAUCAAUGCGACUCAAUCAGUUUCUCUCGUUCGGGGAACAAUUUCUUCCUACUUAGCCGUCCUAUCCUAUUGCACUGGAUAAAAAAAUAACUUUUUCCUAUCAUAACAGCGAAAAAGUUUUCGGGAGUUCUAAGCGCUCCGAAGGCUGAUCGGAAUUUUUCUCAUUUCCGGUGGUCACAUCGACACCAUUCCACAGUGGGCCAGAUCGCAAACUUAGAAGGAAACAAAUAUUUUAACUAUAAAAAUUUAAAUAUUGAAAAGUUUUGGAACGAAAGGUUUUUUUUCGCAAAACUGUAUUACAUAUAAGGACAAAAUUUUGUCAUUAGGAUGGUCCUAAACAAUUCAAUUUUUUUUCGAAAUUUUGUUCUAUAUCAGCCUACUUUUUCUCAAAAUAUUGUCCACCGACAAAAACAGUACUGAAAAGUGCUACUUUUGAAGCACUUUUCGGUUCUGUUUUGGGAGUUUGCAAAUUAAUAUCUGUGGAAUUGCACUGGAUUUCUCAAUAACUUAGUCAAAAAGUUUCUAAUUCAAAAUCUGUUUGACGAACCUAAUUCGACGCUGAUGUGGGAUUAUGAGUUGAAAAAAGGAUCGACGCUCUCAAAAAUAUUCCAUCUAUAAGGACAAUUUUCGUAAUUGCAAAAAAAAAAUGUUUUAUGAAAUCCUAAGCAAAACUAGAUUUUUGCAGUACUCGCCAAAUCUUAAUUUUGCUGCUUGUUGCAUAAUAUGAGUUUACACAACAAGUUACAGAAUGAUGAUUUUCUUAGUCAAAAAAUUUUUCCCUCUUAUUUCUUCGAUCUGGUCAAAUGUCCAUUCGCUGAUCUAAUCUUGAAUGAAACCGAUUCCAUCCAAUAGUAUACUUAGAUAGACGCAUUUUUUAUGAUACUGUCCACGUUUUUUUUUGAAACCUAGCUUUUAAGAAACCAUAUUUUAAAUCAUUCCUCUAGAACAGCACCAAUUUUAAAGUUAACAUUCCACCGAAACCGAUGAUUAUGAGUGGCGUCACCCAGGCAAUCCCAUUUCAAUACAAUAAACCAGACCGUUAAACGAACUUCGCUUCAUUGACAAAGCGAAACGCAAUCAUCCACCAACAAUUAGUGAGUUUAAAUUUUUAUCACAAUGAUUGUGUCCGAGGGAUGAGGCGGUCACACCUUUGGGAGUCAUUGCGUACGAAAUGUAGAUGCCAUUUGUCCACUUUUUUGCAUUGAAAACCACUCUCAAAUACAGUGCCUCGACCGCCCUUUGGCUGACGCCACCGUAAAAACAGCAAUAAAAAUAAAAACCAUCAUAAAAUGCAUAACAAUCAAACACACCUCAUUACUAAUUGAAUGGCAGGGAGGAAAACCCCCGCCAGCUUCGGUAGCAUACCUUCACGUGUUCAGUUUUUAAUUAUUGAAAAAAGUUUAAUAUGUACACAAACAUAGCAUCCUCAGUGGGCACGCACAAACAUAACGAAUGCAUGCAUCCAGACAAAUGAGUAUAAUUAUGAAUUUUUAUGUAUUUUUAUUAUUGUAUCAAUCAGAUAAAUUCGAGUAAGAUUAAACCACUGAAGUAUUGUCAUAUCGGUUGAAGAGAAAUAUAUUUGAAGAACAUCAGAAU
This is a messenger RNA of Aedes aegypti (yellow fever mosquito), 2887 nucleotides long. RefSeq lists its product as uncharacterized. The record is from RefSeq and is a predicted model, not a curated record. Bases 391 to 822 code for a protein of 143 amino acids. NCBI's taxonomy places the organism in Eukaryota, Metazoa, Arthropoda, Insecta, Diptera, Culicidae. The transcript has 4 exons.